AUGGAAAAGGUGAAUGCAAUGAAGGAGUGUCUUGAUCUUAAGGUUGCUAAGUUAAAAUCUUUGAUGUUGGAAGAAGCCAAGAAGCUGGAGGAAAAUUACAUGUUGUUGCAUGGCAAAGUGGAUAUUAUUUCUACUGCCAUAACUCGUUUGGUUGAGUUCAACGAGUAUACAAAUCAGUUUCAAACUAAGUAUGAGAAGGAUGAAAAGGUGUUUGAGAAAGUGGAGGAAUUUGUGUCUGGUAUUAAAGAUACUUUAUUGAAGGUGGAUCUUUCGAAUCAAUCUCACAUCUCUCAAGAAUCUAUCUUAGUAAUGGUUUCGAAUAUUGAGUCGAACAUCAAAGUUGAUUUGGCUCCAAUCCUUAGUUUGGUAUUUCUUUUACUAACAAAUGCUCCUCGUGUUGCACAAGUUUCACAAGGAAGAGAUAUAGGAGUUGGAGGAGCUAGAUCUUCAAAAGAUUUUAGUGAUGAUAAAGGAGUUGAUGUUGGGAAGGUUAUUUCAACUUAA
Molecule: messenger RNA, 504 nt
Organism: Lactuca saligna
Lineage: Eukaryota; Viridiplantae; Streptophyta; Magnoliopsida; Asterales; Asteraceae
Source: the annotation of a GenBank genome assembly